This is a messenger RNA of Hibiscus syriacus, 387 nucleotides long. RefSeq lists its product as uncharacterized. The transcript has 4 exons. Lineage: Eukaryota; Viridiplantae; Streptophyta; Magnoliopsida; Malvales; Malvaceae. The record is from RefSeq and is a predicted model, not a curated record. Bases 37 to 387 code for a protein of 116 amino acids.
GAUUCACAAGAACUCCCCGAUAAUGAUCCGAUUUUCAUGGCCACACAGUGCAAGAUAGUCUCGAGCAGUGUGGAUAUUAGGUCGUCGAAGGUUUGUGAGCUUGGAUUAUUGAAUUAUAAAGCAAAACAUGUAUUUUAUCAUUCCAAAAACAGCAAAUUUAAAUGUAGAUAUGAUUACUACUGGAGUUCAGUGUUCAAGGUAGAGUACAGAGACCAUUCUUUAGGUCAGAUGCAAUUUGCCAUGGCAGAGGCACCGAAUGAAGCCCUUCCACUAAGUUGCAGGCCUAACUUUGGUUCUGCUUGGUUAACCAAAGAUAAGUUCAAGGUAGUGCUUUUCAAGUUUAUAUUGAUACUCAUGACGAUGCACAGACCUGAUUCAUCCUUUUAA